This is a messenger RNA of Diospyros lotus (date-plum), 549 nucleotides long. Its product is annotated as late embryogenesis abundant protein At1g64065-like. The record is from RefSeq and is a predicted model, not a curated record. The transcript has a single exon. Lineage: Eukaryota; Viridiplantae; Streptophyta; Magnoliopsida; Ericales; Ebenaceae. Bases 1 to 549 code for a protein of 182 amino acids.
AUGGAGGAGAAGAGGAAGAAGUGGUUGCUGUACCUCAUAGCAUUCGUAAUCUUUCAGACCGGCGUAAUAGUUCUGUUCUCGAUGACGGUGAUGAAAUUCCGGACACCCAAGUAUCGAGUUCAAUCGGCGUCAUUAACCAAAUUCGAUGUCUCCAACAAUUCUAACCCUUCGUUCAAUCUGUGGAUGGACGCCAGACUCCGGGUGAAGAACACCAACUUCGGCACCUAUAAAUUCGACAACUCCACCGUCGUCUUCUACUACAACGGCACCCAAGUAGGCAGCGCCGUCGUCCGCAAGUCCAAGGCCAAUUUCCGAUCAACCAAGAAGCUCAAGGUUGCGGUAAAUUUGGUCUCGCCGACCAGCCUAGCCAACAAUCAACAACUGGCUAACGAUUUGAGUCUGGGGAUUCUGCCUCUGACCAGCAAGGCGGAGAUGAAAGGGAAGGUGAGGAUCAUGUUCAUGUUCAAGAAGAAGAAAUCCGCAAAGUUGGAUUGCUCCAUGCAACUCAACACCCAAACAAACACCCUGCAGAAUGUGAAGUGCAAGUGA